AUGUCUUCCGAACACAUCGAACAUAUUGCAGUCCACCUUGCACAGCGCCCUGAGACAAAUAUCGUCCCCGGAGAAACAUUUGCUGUCAAGAAGCAUGCAACCCCCACCUCAGCAGACCUUCAAGAUGGAGAUGUUGUCUUGGAAAGCCUUUACCUGAGUCUGGAUCCUGCGAUGCGCGGCUGGUUGGACGAUAAACCUUCAUACAUCCCCCCCGUUGCAAUCGGUGAAAUUAUGCGUGGCCAUGCUUUGGGCCGUGUAACUGCUUCGCGAUCAGAGAAGUUCCCAGUUGGCUCCUAUGCCGUCGGCAUGAUUGGCUGGACUGAGCAGGCAAUUGUCAGCGAACGCGCUCUGGAAGCCAUGCCCACACCUGAUCCUGCCCAUGGAGAUCGUCUCACCGAUAUUUUGAGCGUCCUUGGCUUCACAGGAAUCACUGCGUACUGGGGCAUGGUCGAAGUGGGUCGUGUCAAGCCCGGUGACUUUGUGGUUGUUUCUGGAGCAGCAGGAGCAACAGGAUCUAUUGCUGGUCAGAUUGCAAAGAUCAAUGGUGCCACAGUCUACGGAAUUGCAGGCUCGGAUGAGAAGUGUCGUUGGUUGGUUGAUGACCUCAAAUUUGACGGGGCGUUGAACUAUAAGAGCAAAGAUUUCGCCGAACAGUUCAAGAAUGCAACACAAGGAAAGAUCGAUCUCUUCUACGACAAUGUCGGAGGAGAAGUUCUUGACUUGGCUCUUGUCUGUGCCAACAAGAACGCUCGAUUUGUCAUGUGUGGUGGUGUCAGUCAAUUCAAUGAACGUGAGGUUCAAGGACCAAAAAACUACCAGAUGAUCUGGAGAAUGCGCAUUCGCAUGGAAGGCUUUAUUGUCUUUGAUCAUAUGGAUAAGAUCCCCGAAGUCAGACAGAAGCUCAGCCAGUGGCUUACGGAAGGCCGGUUGCAACGGAGAGAAACCAUUGUGCGUGGAGGAUUAUCGCAGGCAGAAACCGCCUUGAUGCAACUGUAUCAUGGAGUGAAUACAGGAAAACUGCUUGUCGAGGUCAAGUCUCCUUGA
Penicillium concentricum is the source of this 1044-nucleotide messenger RNA. Its product is annotated as NADP-dependent oxidoreductase. The coding region runs from base 1 to 1044 and encodes 347 amino acids. The record is from RefSeq and is a predicted model, not a curated record. The transcript is spliced from 2 exons. Lineage: Eukaryota; Fungi; Ascomycota; Eurotiomycetes; Eurotiales; Aspergillaceae. Gene Ontology annotation, molecular function: oxidoreductase activity, acting on the CH-CH group of donors, NAD or NADP as acceptor.